Messenger RNA from Corticium candelabrum, 1241 nucleotides. Its product is annotated as syntaxin-5-like. Gene Ontology annotation, biological process: endoplasmic reticulum to Golgi vesicle-mediated transport; vesicle fusion; intracellular protein transport. The transcript has 10 exons. Gene Ontology annotation, cellular component: SNARE complex; endomembrane system; Golgi membrane. The record is from RefSeq and is a predicted model, not a curated record. NCBI's taxonomy places the organism in Eukaryota, Metazoa, Porifera, Homoscleromorpha, Homosclerophorida, Plakinidae. Gene Ontology annotation, molecular function: SNAP receptor activity; SNARE binding. The coding region runs from base 191 to 1129 and encodes 312 amino acids.
CCGCACGCUAUUGUACACGUCGCCUACUGUACUUGAACACGGGACUGUAUUUGAACUGGAGCCGACAGUGUCGUCGCGACGUCGUCACAGAGGCCAGUCAGCGGGAGACGAAGGAGACGAUCUUUCAACUUAUCGUCAAACGGGAGAAUCUCGACACCAGACGUUCCCUACCACGUUUCUAGUCGAUUCAAUGACCUGCCGUGACCGAACGGCGGAAUUCCUGUCCGCUGUGAAGUCGAUACAGACAAGACAACCUGCUCGAGUGUCACCGCCUCAGAAGAGAGAGUAUCGUUCAGACUUUAGUCAAAUAGCGAAACGCAUUGCCGGUGAUAUUGGCAAUACCUACGCCAAACUAGAAAAGCUGACGAUAUUGGCAAAGAGCAAGUCCCUGUUCAAUGACUCGUCUGUGGAAAUUCAAGAGCUGACGUAUAUUAUCAAAGAGGACAUUGCCAGUUUGAAUCGGCAGAUUGCACAAUUGCAAGAACUUGUGAAAUCAAGAAGAGGCAGUAAUAGAACUCAACUGAAUGCACAUUCAAGUGCAGUUGUCGUGUCACUUCAAACGAGGUUAGCUAAUAUGUCGUCUAACUUCAAGACUGUGCUGAAAACACGGACAGAGAGUCUUCGAAGACAGAAGGAGAGAAGAGAUCAGUUUGCCCAGUCACCGGUAGCAUCAAGAAUGGUUCCGUCUGCGUCGGGUACAGGCAUCUGUUACCAGACUGAAGGGGGUAAACUAAUUUUAUUGUGUGUAGCACUGUUGAGAGACGAUCCUUCAUAUGCAAGACAUAGAGGAGAUGUCAAGAUAGAUAUGGGGGGAGAUGGGAGCCAAAUGCAAGUUUUGGAGCAACAGGAGGAGUAUAUAAAAGAGCGUGCAGCAACAAUGGAAAGUAUAGAAUCAACGAUAGUUGAAUUAGGAGGAAUUUUUCAGCAGUUGGCUACUAUGGUGAAAGAACAAGAGGAGCACGUACUUAGGAUUGAUGCUAACGUUGAAGAUGCAGAGAUGAACGUUGAAGCAGCACAUUCUGAGAUAUUGAAAUAUUUUCAUUCUGUAUCAUCUAAUCGCUGGCUUAUUAUCAAGAUAUUUGUUGUCUUGAUAGUAUUUUUCAUAAUUUUUGUUGUAUUUAUGACAUAAUGGUUACUAAGUCGGUGACAAGAAUAAAAGAGUAGUUAUCAGAUGAGAGGUGUAGUUUGCUACACGGCUAAUAAAUGUUUGACAGAUAUAACAAUGUGUAUUGGUCAGUUGA